AUGGAAAAAAUAGGUCAUUGGUAUUUCUAUUAUAGAGAAGGUAGCCUAAAUCCUUUUGUGAAGAUGUAAUUUAAUUAUUCUAUUUUAAUUUUAGUGGUGGAUGUUCUUACUUAGAAGAUGUGAAAAAUGUAAAUGGGUUAAAUUGAGUGAUGGAUUUUAUUGGUAUUUAAAUUUUGAGAAUUAAUAUAUUAGUUUAAGUUAAGUCCUUUAUAAAGGAGAAUAUAAGAAUGGUCGAAAAAUUGGGGUAUGGGAUAUCGAUUACAAAUAAUGGAAUAAGAAGCUUUGGGAAUUAAUGAUAGCUCAUAAAUUAUCUAUAUAGCGGAAGUCGAGCAUAUGACAAUUAAGGUUUAAGCAUGGCAAAUGGAUAUAUUUCAAUGAU
Molecule: messenger RNA, 379 nt
Organism: Paramecium primaurelia
Lineage: Eukaryota; Ciliophora; Oligohymenophorea; Peniculida; Parameciidae
Source: the annotation of a GenBank genome assembly